This is a messenger RNA of Pseudoliparis swirei, 4651 nucleotides long. RefSeq names its product interleukin 4 induced 1 (gene il4i1). NCBI's taxonomy places the organism in Eukaryota, Metazoa, Chordata, Actinopteri, Perciformes, Liparidae. The record is from RefSeq and is a predicted model, not a curated record. Bases 10 to 1536 code for a protein of 508 amino acids. Gene Ontology annotation, molecular function: polyamine oxidase activity; L-amino-acid oxidase activity. Gene Ontology annotation, biological process: amino acid catabolic process. The transcript has 6 exons.
CGCUUGAAGAUGCCGGUGUUCUUCUGGACCCUCGCCCCCCCUCCAGUUCCUCUGGUCCUGGUCGGCGUGGUGGUCUUCUCCGUCGUUGGGCUCUUCGGGGACCCUCUGAGCGACUGCCUGCAGGACGACGACUACAGCGAGCUCCUGGACAUCGCGGUCGGAGGCCUCCCCGCCUCCAAGACGCCUCGCCACGUGGCGGUCAUCGGCGGGGGCGUGGCCGGACUGACGGCCGCCAAGGUCCUAGAAGACGCCGGACACAAGGUGACCAUCGUGGAGGCCAGCGACCGCAUCGGAGGCCGAGUGGAGACCGCCAGGAACCUCGCAGAAGGCUGGAGGACUCAAGGGUGGGCUCAAGAGGCUGGAGGACUCAAGCGGAUCCUGCUCUCCUUCGCCGCCCAGCUGCAGGUUCCCCUCAACCCGUUCCUGCAGGUCGACAGGAACACGUUCUACCUGCUGAACGGCGUGCGGCAGAAGACGGUCGCCGUGGGCAACGACCCCGACCUGCUGAACUACAACCUGAGUGCAGGCGAGAGGGGGAAGUCUGCCGCGGAGCUCUUCAGCCAGACGCUCUGGAAGGUCCGUGCAGGUGAAGGUCGACUGGGCUGCAGGGCCAUGAUGGAUAAAUACGAUUCCUACACAGUGAAGGAGUACCUGGUGAAGGUGGGCAACCUGAGUCGUGGAGCCUUGAGGAUGAUCGGAGACAUCCUGAACGAGAACAGCAUCUUCUACACGUCGCUGAUGGAGACGCUCUACAUCCAAUCAGACAUCAGCGACAGCAUCCAGUACUUCGAGGUGACCGGGGGCUUUGAUCUCCUCCCGAGGCUUUUCCACCAGGCGCUAAACGCCACGACCUUCUUCAACUCAAAGGUCAAGCGUAUCACUCAGACUGGCGACGGCGUGACGGUGACGUACGCGGACGGCGCCGGCGCCCUGACCGACCUGACGGCGGACUACGCUCUGGUCACGGCGUCGGCCAAGGCCGCCGUCUUCAUCGACUUCCAACCGCCGCUCUCCGCGGACAAGAUGGAGGCCCUGCGCUCGGUCCACUACGCCAGCGCCACCAAGGUCAUCCUCAGCUUCGCCGAGCGCUUCUGGGAGAAGGAGGGCAUCCGGGGCGGGAAGAGCAUCACGGACCGGCCGGCCCGCCUCGUCGUCUACCCCAGCCACGGCUUCCCCGGCACGGCGGCCGGCGCCCUGCUGGCGUCCUACACCUGCUCCGACGACUCCGCCCUCCUCCAGGGGCUGAGCGAGGAGGAGCUGAUGGCCGUGGUCCUGGAGGACCUGGUGAAGAUCCACGGGGAGCACAUCCGGGCCCUGUGGACCGGCGGCCUGGUGAAGAAGUGGGGCCUGGACCCGUACAGCCUGGGGGCCUUCGCCAUGUUCACGCCCUACCAGCAGGGCCAGUACGCCCAGGACCUGUUCCGGGGGGAGGGCCGGGUCCACUUCGCCGGGGAGCACACGGCCAAGCCGCACGGCUGGAUCGAGACCGCCAUGAAGUCAGCGCUGCGGGCCGCCAGGAACAUCAAUAACCUUUAGUUUGCACCCGCACCUCAUCGGACUGGACCGGUUCUGUUCUCGAGCUCAUAGGUUUAGUCUUUAGCUCAUAGGUUCUAGUCUCUAGCUCAUAGGUUCUGGUCUCUAGCUCAUAUGUUCUGGUCUUUAGCUCAUAGGUUCUAGUCUCUAGCUCAUAGGUUCUAGUCUUUAGCUCAUAGGUUCUAGUCUUUAGCUCAUAGGUUCUGGUCUUUAGCUCAUAGGUUCUGGUCUCUAGCUCAAAAGUUCUGGUCUUUAGCUCAUAGGUUCUGGUCUCUAGCUCAUAGGUUUGGUCUUUAGCUCAUAGGUUCUAGUCUUUAGCUCAUAGGUUCUGGUCUUUAGCUCAUAGGUUCUGGUCUUUAGCUCAUAGGUUCUAGUCUCUAGCUCAUAGGUUCUGGUCUUUAGCUCAUAGGUUCUAGUCUCUAGCUCAUAGGUUCUAGUCUUUAGCUCAUAGGUUCUGGUCUUUAGCUCAUAGGUUCUGGUCUUUAGCUCAUAGGUUCUAGUCUCUAGCUCAGUGGUCCCCAAACUACGGCCCGCGGGCCGAAUCCGGCCCGCCUCCCCAUUUGGACCGGCCCCCUGAACAAUACCAGAGACGCGUUCCGAUUAUUUCAAUUUUUUUCACCUGGCCCGCUGCCGUUGAGAUUGCAGUGAGGCGCGGAGAAAAUGUGGAGUGGUGCUCUUCGCAAUAGAACAUAUUUGAUGGGACGUGUCGCGUCUCGGCCAAUCAGCGUUCAGAUGUCCACAGCGUUUGGGAAGUUAGGUUAGCUUGUGCACGGUGUAGCGAUACUAACAAAGUACCCAUACGUUAAAAACGAUGUGAUUUCGCAUAUUUUUAGUAUCGAUACUGGCGCGCGCAUCGCUCAGCCGUAAUGCGCGUACACAGGUGAGCAUAUUCUCACCCCCCCCCCCGACUGGCCCUCCAGCAGACAAGGCAAACGUUAUGUGGCCCUCUUAGGAAAAAGUUUGGGGACCCCUGCUCUAGCUCAUAGGUUCUAGUCUUUAGCUCGUGGGUUCUGGUCUCUAGCUCAUAGGUUCUAGUCUCUAGCUCAUAGGUUCUGGUCUCUAGCUCAUAGGUUAUAGUCUCUAGCUCAUAAGUUCUGGUCUCUAGCUCAUAAGUUCUGGUCUUUAGCUCAUAGGUUCUAGUCUUUAGCUCAUAGGUUCUGGUCUUUAGCUCAUAGGUUCUAGUCUUUAGCUCAUAGGUUCUGGUCUCUAGCUCAUAGGUUCUGGUCUCUAGCUCAUAGGAUUGGUCUUUAGCUCAUAGGUUCUAGUCUUUAGCUCAUAGGUUCUGGUCUUUAGCUCAUAGGUUCUAGUCUCUAGCUCGUAGGUUCUAGUCUUUAGCUCGUGGGUUCUGGUCUCUAGCUCAUAGGUUCUAGUCUCUAGCUCAUAGGUUCUGGUCUUUAGCUCAUAGGUUCUAGUCUCUAGCUCAUAGGUUCUGGUCUUUAGCUCAUAGGUUCUAGUCUUUAGCUCAUAGGUUCUAGUCUUUAGCUCAUAGGUUCUGGUCUCUAGCUCAUAGGUUUGGUCUUCAGCUCAUAGGUUCUGGUCUCGAGCUCAUAGGUUCUAGUCUUUAGCUCAUAGGUUCUGGUCUUUAGCUCAUAGGUUCUGGUCUCUAGCUCAUAGGUUCUGGUCUUUAGCUCAUAGGUUCUGGUCUUUAGCUCAUAGGUUCUAGUCUCUAGCUCAUAGGUUCUAGUCUCUAGCUCAUAGGUUCUGGUCUUUAGCUCAUAGGUUCUAGUCUUUAGCUCAUAGGUUCUGGUCUUUAGCUCAUAGGUUCUGGUCUCUAGCUCAUAGGUUCUAGUCUCUAGCUCAUAGGUUCUGGUCUCUAGCUCAUAGGUUCUAGUCUUUAGCUCAUAGGUUCUGGUCUCGAGCUCAUAGGUUCUGGUCUUUAGCUCGUGGGUUCUGCAAUCUGGUCUCUAGCUUGUGAGAGUCCAGCGAAGCGAACACUGCCUGCUCGUUUUUUAUACUCUGUACACUGAACACAACAUUAUUUAAUAACGUAGUCACCGUGACUCACGUGAUUAAUGAGUUAUUGAUUCCACUCCUCCUUUGUUUCUUUAUAUUUAAUACUCAACUUUCUUUGCAGGGUUUGUCUAAAAAUAAUAAAAUAAUAAACAAAACAAAGCUGACGUCUUUCUUUCUGCUCAGGAGCGCCUCGUGUGGUCGGCUCUCGUCCUGCACUCAGAACAUAAACACACGCCGUCGUCACGGCAACAACGUUGGGUUUGCUCCAUGAAGUACGUCAGUGAGACGGUGACGAUACGGAACAACGCAUUUAAAAAGACGACGCUCAAAAGUUGCGUAAGCGCCGUCUCUUUAAAUUCUUCGCGGGCGCCAUUAAGCCAGUGUUGACACACCGGAGGCCGACGCCCAUUUCAGACUUGAGUUCCUCCGGCAGCCCAAAAAACGGCCCGAGAACGACUUCCUGUAUAUUUUCAAGUGACAACUUAUAUGUAAUUAGUCUUUUUGGGGUUUGUUAGUUUUUUGCUGUUGACAAAUGUUGUAGUCUUGGGGGCGGGGCCACUAAAGGGGCGGGGCCACGCCUCCCCACAGCUGGAUUCUUUCCCUUGUUUCACGCUACACAUCAGAGACAGGAAGGAGAACGUUUUCUCUCCUUAAGGAUGAAUUUUCAUCUCUCAAUCACACGUUACUAACUCUGCUUUCUCCCCGGAGUCCUUUUGACUUCACGUCUCAUGGGGUCAUCGGACCCUAUGAGACGACAUAGAUCCUAUCUGCCUGAUGGAUCGUCGAGGUCUGGGUCGUGGAAUUCCUGCUCCUGACUACGCCACUGUCCUGUUGAGACUCCGCCCACUGUUGAGACUCCGCCCACUCCUCCUCCCCACCGCCAUCUGCCUGAUGGAUCGUGGAGGUCUCCAUCGUGGAAUAUGCCUACUAUGAACUAUUCAUACACUCUGUCACAUUCAUUGAAUGUAUUUUAACUCUAAUCUGUCCUUCUGGUCACAUGACAUCUAUUGCAUCUGUCCAUCCUGGAGAGGGAUCCUCCUCUGUUGCUCUCCUCCAGGUUUCUUCCCUUUUCCCCCUGAAGGGUUAUUUGGGAGUUUUUCCUGGUCCGAUGUGAGGUUUUGGGGCAGGGAUGUCUAUGUGUACAGAUUGUAAAGCACUCCGAGAC